AUGCAUCGACUUUUUGCUGAGCUGGAGCUAUCUGUAACCGUCACCGAGCAAAACCUGGCAGACCGAGUUCGGUAUAUCUUGCGCUCAAAUACAUUUGAUGUCACCGAACUCGAACGGCUACGACGUGAGGCUGUUCCUUCAUCGGGUGAAAAUGCUGCGGCUGAGGAUGCGGCGCCACAACUUGCUGAGCAAACGGGAAAUGUGGAUGCCGCCGUGAAUACGCCAGUUGUGGUUGAUUCAAACGAUGACGGAACAGUCGCCCAGGAACUGUAA
Molecule: messenger RNA, 273 nt
Organism: Parnassius apollo (apollo)
Lineage: Eukaryota; Metazoa; Arthropoda; Insecta; Lepidoptera; Papilionidae
Source: the annotation of a GenBank genome assembly